Molecule: messenger RNA, 324 nt
Organism: Gongylonema pulchrum
Lineage: Eukaryota; Metazoa; Nematoda; Chromadorea; Rhabditida; Gongylonematidae
Source: the annotation of a GenBank genome assembly
ACUGGCUCACAGUUAUUUCUGCUGGAACCGUCAGGCCUGUGUUACGAAUACAAGGCAUGGGCAAUCGGCAAGCAUCGACAAGCGGCCAAAACAGAAAUCGAAAAGCUAAAAUUUGAUGAAAUGCCAAUGGAGCAGCUCGUUAAAGAAGCAGUGCGAAUAAUUUUGACGGUGCGAGAUGAAGCAAAAGAUAAAAAUAUGCAAGUGGAAAUGGGAUGGGUUGGUAAAAACACCGAUGGAAAGCACCAAAGUGUGCCUAGGGAUAUUGUAAAGCAAGCAGAAACAUGGGCUAAGGCGAAGCUAGAAGAAGAUGAUAUGGAGGAAUGA